This is a messenger RNA of Tupaia belangeri chinensis (Chinese tree shrew), 2669 nucleotides long. RefSeq names its product scaffolding CK1 anchoring protein G (gene SACK1G). NCBI's taxonomy places the organism in Eukaryota, Metazoa, Chordata, Mammalia, Scandentia, Tupaiidae. The record is from RefSeq and is a predicted model, not a curated record. Gene Ontology annotation, biological process: BMP signaling pathway. The coding region runs from base 113 to 2602 and encodes 829 amino acids. Gene Ontology annotation, molecular function: protein kinase binding. The transcript is spliced from 6 exons. Gene Ontology annotation, cellular component: nucleus; cytosol.
UUCCGUAUGGGCAGAGGAACACAGGCAGCCCGGACGCCCCAGAGCGCGCUGUGCCCCAGCCGGGCGGGCGUUGGGACCCCGACCUCGCCGAGCGCGCCGCGCAGGUGGCACCAUGGCCUUCUCGCAGGUGCAGUGUCUGGACGACAGCCACGUGAACUGGCGCUCCAGCGAGUCCAAGCCCGAGUUCUUCUACAGCGAGGAGCAGCGGCUGGCGCUGGAGGCCCUGGUGGCCCGGGGCCCCGAGGCCUUCUACGAGGUGCUCAAGCGCGAGAACAUCCGAGACUUCCUCUCGGAGCUGGAGCUCCAGCGCAUCCUGGAGACCAUCGAGGUGUACGACCCCGGCUCUGAGGACCCCCUAGGCACGGGCCGCGGCCGGGGCCCCGAGGACGACGGGACUGGGAAUGGGGACGGGGAGGAAGCCAGCGGGGCAGGCGGGACCGCCACCGAGGCCGAGCUGCCCUCCUUGGAGUACUGGCCCCAGAAGUCGGACCGCUCCAUCCCGCAACUGGACCUGGGCUGGCCCGACACCAUCGCCUACCGCGGGGUGACCCGGGCCAGUGUCUACAUGCAGCCGCCCAUCGAUGGGCAGGCCCACAUCAAAGAGGUGGUUCGCAAGAUGAUCAGCCAGGCCCAGAAGGUGAUCGCUGUGGUCAUGGACAUGUUCACCGACGUGGACAUCUUCAAGGACCUGCUGGACGCCGGCUUCAAGAGGAAGGUGGCCGUGUACAUCAUCGUGGACGAGAGCAACGUCAAGUACUUCCUGCACAUGUGCGAGCGGGCCCGCAUGCACCUGGGCCACCUCAGGAACCUCAGAGUGCGCAGCAUCGGAGGGACCGAGUUCUUCACGCGGUCUGCGACCAAGUUCAAGGGCGCCCUGGCCCAGAAGUUCAUGUUCGUGGACGGAGAUCGGGCCGCGUGUGGCUCCUACAGUUUCACGUGGUCGGCGGCGAGGACGGACCGGAACGUGAUCUCGGUGCUGUCUGGCCAGGUGGUGGAGAUGUUCGACCGGCAGUUCCAGGAGCUGUACCUCAUGUCACACAGCGUCAGUCUCAAGGGCGUCCCCAUGGAGAAGGAGCCCGAGCCCGACCCCAUCGUGCUGCCGUCUGUGGUCCCGCUGGCGCCCACGGGCACGGUGGCCAAGAAGCUCGUCAACCCCAAGUACGCGCUGGUGAAGGCCAAGAGCGCCGACGAGCUCGGCAAGACCUCUGAGAAGCAGGAGGCCAAGAAGGCCCCGGGGCUGCGGGGCGCGGCGCUGGCCGAGCGGCCGGGGGACCUCCCCGAGCCGCCGCUGCCCGUCCACCCCGGCCUGCUCAACCUGGAGAGGGCCAACAUGUUUGAGUACCUGCCCACCUGGGUGGAGCCGGACCCCGAGCCUGGCAGCGACAUCCUGGGCUACAUCAACAUCAUCGACCCCAACAUCUGGAACCCCCAGCCCAGUCAGAUGAACCGCAUCAAGAUCCGCGACACGUCCCAGGCCGGCGUCCAGCACCAGCUAUGGCGGCAGAGCCAGGAGGGCGGCCCCAGCCCGGAGCCCCGCCCACACCCAGGGCCCAGCGCCCCCAAGGACAGGGCCCCCGCCGAGAACGGCCUCUCUCCAGGGAGCCCUGAGCCACGUCCACCCUUGCCCAAGCCCCGGACAGUCCCCGUGGCUGACCUCCUUGCCCAGGACGGGGGCGGUGUUGGCUGGACCCCAGACACCCUGGAUGCGGAAACGGCCCAGAAUGGGACAGACCACAGGCUGCCCAGGACAGUGGGCCCAGGCCACGCCCCACUGCAGCGGCAGCUGUCUGUGACCCAGGAUGACCUCGAGGGCCUGGAGACAGGGAUCCCCAACGGGCUGGACGGGCCGGAGGAGGAAGACGAUGAUGACUACGUGACCCUCAGUGACCAGGACAGCCUCUCAGGCAGCUCCAGCCCCAGCCCUGGCCCCCGGCGGCCUUCCCUGGCUGCCUCCUCCGUGUCAGACGAGUACUUUGAGGUGACAGACCGUUCAGUCCCUCUCCAGAGGCGCCACUCAGAGCAGGUGGCCAACGGGCCAGCCCAGCCACCCCGCCGACAGCUCAGUGCCCCCCAUAUAACUCGUGGGACCUUCGGUGGACCCUUGGGUGGCUCCCCGUGGACCCAGGGUCAGGGGAGAGAAGAGGCGGAUGCGUCGAGAAGGACGCAGGCCCAGCGCCCCACAGACAAGGAGGCACAGGGCCAGCAGUUCCACCAUCACGGUGUCCCUGCCCCAGGGACCAGGGAUAAGGACAGCCUCCUGCGGCCAUCGAGGACCACAGGACCCCCCCGGUACCGCCCUGCUGCUGACGGCAUCCAGAGCACCACCAGGAGAGCGGGCGGGGCCAUGGCAGGCCCCCACCACUGGCAGGCCAAGGCAGGCCCCGUGCCCCGCACGCUGCCAGAGCCUGGGAGCCCAAGGCCCACCCGGAACGCCCGCCCACUGGCCGACCGCAGGGCCAGCGAGGGGCAUUCGAGUCCCUUUGGAAUCCCGUACUCCAAACUGUCCCAGGCCAAGCACCUCAAGGACAGGACGGGUGGCAGCCAGUGGGCCUCUGACUCCAAACGGAGGGCCCAGGGCCCCCGGGACCGCAAGGAACCCUAGCAGCCCGUCCCAGCCGGGACCCUCGCCCCCACCGAGGAGUGCGCCCAGUGCUAACUUGUCCAGAGAG